Molecule: messenger RNA, 2250 nt
Organism: Misgurnus anguillicaudatus (oriental weatherfish)
Lineage: Eukaryota; Metazoa; Chordata; Actinopteri; Cypriniformes; Cobitidae
Source: RefSeq, a predicted model, not a curated record
AUGAGCAGAGAUCAGAGACGCACACCACAGCCACUGCUGGACUCUAAACUCUCUGAAGAGAAAUCCAGACACACACAGGACUCAGAGCUCAACGUACCUGUGCUAUCUGGGUGUUACAGUAAUCAGAGCUUACAGGAGGAUCAAGAGUCUCUGGAUUCUGUCUGUAACGCUGGAGAAGAGCAGCAGAUCCUGAAGAUGUGUUCAGUUAAACUCAUCGACUGCACGAACCCCAUGAUGAAGAUUAAAACUGAACCUACAGAAGAGGAAGAACACACUGAGAAAGAUGAUGAUUUUAUUCCAUCAGAUGUGAAGAGUGAUUCAUGUUGUGAUGGAGAAUUAACAUCCUCAACAUCAAAAGAGCGACUGACAGCACAAACUCUUUCCUGCAUCACCUGUGGAAAGACAUUCAGCUCACAGAGACAUUUAGAGAGACAUGAGAGAAAACACACAGAACAGAAACUCUUCACCAGAUCUGAGAUCAGCUUUACUACCUUACAAGAGAAGAAACUUCAUUCAGAAGAGCACAGAGAGAAGAAGAAGCCGUUUCACUGUGGGAAGAUGUGUGGCUCUUCUAAUCUAAAUGUUCACAUGAGGACACACAGUGGUGAAAAACCUUUCUGCUGCACUGAAUGUGGAAAAUACUUCAAAACAAAUCAAAUUCUUCAAGUUCAUCAGAAAAUUCACACAGGUGAAAAACCUUUAAAUGCUCUCAUUGUGAGAAGACAUUUUCUCAGUCAGGUCACUUAAAAGUGCAUCAGAAAGUUCAUAAUGGCGAGAAACCUUAUCACUGUAGUGUCUGUGGGAAGAGUUUUAGUCAACAGGCUACCUUACUAAAUCACGAGAGAAUUCAUACAGGUGAUAAACCUUUCAAAUGCUCGCAGUGUGACAAGACAUUUACUUAUUCGUGUAACUUAAAAGUCCACGAGAGAGUUCAUACUGGAGAGAAACCUUAUAACUGUAGUCUCUGUGGGAAGAGAUUUAGUCAAUGGCAUACAUUACUAAAUCACAAGAGAAUUCACACAGGCGAAAAACCUUUCAAAUGCUCUCAGUGUGACAAGAUGUUUACUUAUUCAUGUAACUUACAAGCCCAUCAGAGAGUUCAUACUGGAGAGAAACCUUAUCAGUGUGGUGUCUGUGAGAAGAGUUUUAGUCAACAGGCUACCUUACUAAAUCACAAAAGAAUUCAUACAGAUGUAAAACCUUUCAAAUGCUCGCAGUGUGACAAGACUUUUUCUCAUUCGCGUUACUUACAAACCCAUCAGAGAGUUCAUACUGGAGAGAAACAUUACGUCUGCAGUCAAUGUGGAAAGAGCUUCACUAAUUCAUCUCAAUUCAGAGUUCAUGAGAGAGUUCACACUGGAGAGAAACCUCAUCACUGUAGUGUCUGUGGGAAGAGUUUUAUUCAACGGUCAAACUUACUAAAGCACCAGAAACUUCAUACAGCUUGAUAAACCUUUCAAAUGCUUUCGGUGUGACAAGUCGGGUCACUUCAAAGCCCAUCAGAGACUUCAUACAGAAGAGAAACUUUAGGAGGCUGUUUACACUUGGUAUUAAGAUGUGUGGGUUUUUUUUGGCAAUCGGAUCACAAAUGGACGAGAGAGACAAAUUCUGUUUACACCUGGUAUUAAAUCCAUCUCUGUUGUCCACUUUCGACCACUUCUGUCAUUAUUACUGAGAGGGGGUGGUCUGUAGAGACUGUGGGCGAGUCUUUCUGCUGUUGUUUAAAUGCGAGCGGAAGUAAUGACGAGUGUAUAUGGACCCGAACCAAUAUUAUCUGAAACCAAUGGCCACUGCUUGUGUUGUAAGUAAACAUGCUGCACAGUGUUUUGUUCACAUGGGUUAAAGUGAAAAAAUUCUUCUGACUGAAUUUUUUUAGGCAAAGUCUUCCUUCAACUAACACUUUUUGUAAGUAGAUGUUUUUUGCCAUUAAUAGAGACAGCACGCAGUGCGUCAUACUAGUUGCUAAACUGAUCUUUUGAACAAAUGCCUCGUCAAAAAUAACAAAUGUUUUGGUUUCCUAGGUAAUCUAUGUGUUUGUUUUGCUUGUUAUAUAAAUAAACUACGUUUAAAUACUUUGUUGUUAUUUAUUAUAGCGGAGGAGUUUACCGGAAGUUACGUGCGGACCGCGACAGCCGCUUGCUUAUGUUGUUACUGCUGAAACCGUCUAUAUAGGGUUGCCAACUGUCACUAUGAAAUACAGGAUAAAUAGUGGGCAUACCGCAGCAGUGCGAGUAUAGGUUUGUGUGAAUA